AUGUGUGGUGAUACAAUUUGUUAUUUUUCAAAUAAUGCAAUAUUAGCUGGAUAUGAUUGGAUAGUGAAUACUGGAUUACCAAUUAUGGCUAUUAUUCUAGGCAAUAUAAUACUUGUCAUAAGAGUUAUUAAGCAGAAAAAUCGCCGACAACGAACUGUUUCAUGGUCAAAGCAAAGACAUAUGACAUUACAAUUGAUCAGUAUUUCAAGUCUUUAUCUGGUAACAUGGCUACCGAGUAUUAUUAUUGGUCUUUCACAACAGAUAAAUCCAUCAGAUUAUUUAUAUGGAAUUGGAGAAUACAUUGUAUCAGAUCUCACAUAUUUAGUCUGUCUUUUACUUCCAUGGAUGUCUCUUGGAUUACUUCCUGAUUUUAAAAAGUGGUUGUUAAAAUUAUUACGUCGUGUAAAAAAACCAUCGAACAUAGUUGGAACAACGACACUAAAAACUCGACAUAACUAA
Molecule: messenger RNA, 459 nt
Organism: Adineta steineri
Lineage: Eukaryota; Metazoa; Rotifera; Eurotatoria; Adinetida; Adinetidae
Source: the annotation of a GenBank genome assembly